CUUAUAUAAAUAUCUCCACAUUCAUAUUCCUCAUUUCAACAUCAUCAAAAGAAUUUCACAAAUUCUCUCAAACACUCUAAUCAAUCAUCAAUUCACUGUUCAAAUCAAUCAAAAAAAAAAAAAAAAAAAAAGCAAUCAACAAUGUAGCUGAUUCCAAGCUUCUUGGGAAACCGAAGGAACAACACCUUCGACCCCUUCGCAAUGGACCAGUGGGACCCAUUCGAGGGCUUUCCCUUCGCCGGAAACCUAAACCAGUCUCUCUCCUCUGGCAGCACCUCCGCCCGCGACACCGCCUCUUUCGUCAACGCCCGAAUUGACUGGAAGGAGACACCUGAGGCGCACGUGCUCAAGGCGGAUCUUCCUGGAGUGAAGAAGGAGGAGGUGAAGGUUGAGGUGGAAGAUGGGAAGGUGAUCCAGAUCAGCGGAGAGAGAAACAGGGAGAAAGAGGAGAAGAAUGACACGUGGCACCGUGUUGAGCGAAGUUCUGGAAAGUUCUUGAGGAGGUUUAGGUUGCCUGAGAAUGCGAAGAUGGAGGAGAUUAAGGCGAAUAUGGAGAAUGGUGUUCUUAUUGUUACUGUUCCUAAAGUUGAGGAGAAGAAGCCUCAGCUUAAAUCAAUUGACAUUUCUGGCUGAAAUUAUCCUCUGUUUUCUAUCAAAUGGCAUAUCGUAUUAUCGUCUGCUUUCGGUUCCUCUAGUUUGAUUUAGUGAUCUAUGUUAAUAGUAUGAAUAUAUAAAUAAUAAGUAUGUUUAUGUAUUACUGAUGCUUACUAUGUAAUCUUUAAUUUGAUCUUAAUAAAUUUUAUUAAAUCUUGAGUUAAA
Molecule: messenger RNA, 819 nt
Organism: Chenopodium quinoa (quinoa)
Lineage: Eukaryota; Viridiplantae; Streptophyta; Magnoliopsida; Caryophyllales; Amaranthaceae
Product: class I heat shock protein-like
Exons: 1
Coding region: 202-633 (143 amino acids)
Biological process (GO): response to heat; protein folding; response to hydrogen peroxide
Source: RefSeq, a predicted model, not a curated record